CCCGCAGGGUCUCCCGAGACGGGGCGAAGACACAGGCGCUUCCCUUCAAUCCCAGCGCGGGACCCGGGAGAAGCCCCUGCCCGGACGCGGCCGCGGCCCACACCGCCUCCAAGGCCCUCCUUCCCCAGAAGUCCCGGUCCGGCCGCAGACUGGCUCGGAGCACGGCUGACCGCGGCUACCGCACCGCUUCGUUCUACAGGGAAACCCGUUUCGUGCAAAAUCGCGCCCGAGGCGCCAGGGCAGCCAAGCGGGGAGGGAAACUGUGAUUUGUUUGUUGUGGAGUGAAACGAAGACAGACGUUCCUGUUGGGCAGGACGCGGGCACCCCGCAAUGAUGCGGCCACUCGUCGGAGAUUUUAACACCAAGAAAGCUGCUUCCUCCGCAGCUGUGUCAUAACAAAUGCUUGUUCCCAGGUCUUCCCGUGGAACCUGGGGGAUAGCCCACGUGUAGACAUUUUGGCGACGGCCCUGAAGGCCCCGAGGAAGAUCACUUAAUGGCUAUUUUGGGAAGGGAUCAUAAACGGGUUGCGGCCAGUGAGCUCUAUGAAGGCUGGUCCAUCACCUCCCUCGCUGCCGGACACGGGGGUCAGUAUUGUUGACGCCUCCAGUGAUCUCCCGUUUUCAAAGCUUCCGGGUUAACACCAGUCAGGAUGAAUUUUGCACUUACUCCGGCCCGAUGAGGCCCCAGGCUCGAACACUGCCAUAUGCUCAGACAUUCAUGCUGCCUCCCAGGCAGGCCACUGGAUGGAAGGUGCUACUGAGUUUCGACUUCUAUCUUUCCCCGUCUCAGGAUCCAGGGAUGAGCGUGAAGAGAAAGAACUGUUGAAGAGUCCAAAGCAAAAAGAGAUGGCGCGUGAGGAAGUGUCUCUCGAGGGGUGGUCACCAUCCAGCUGGCCACCGGGUGCCGGUCACAGAACCACCUGCUCAGAGCUCUGCUGGAACUCUGGGCAGAGCCCAGUCAAGCCUUGGUUCAAGGACACUACAACCCGCAGAUCACCCUUCUCCUGCUCAGACUGUGGCCGCAGCUUCAGCUACCCCUCCCACCUGGCCACCCACAGGUGGGUCCACUCCGGGGAGCGGCCCUUCCCCUGUGACCAGUGCCAGGCCUGUUUCUCCCAGCGCAAGUACCUGCUCCAGCAUCAGCUCAUCCACACUGGGGAAAAGCCUUACUCCUGCCCUGAUUGUGGGCGACGUUUCCGCCAGAGGGGCUCCCUGGCCAUCCACAGACGGGCUCACACCGGGGAGAAGCCCUUCCCAUGCCCAAACUGCAAAAGUCGCUUCACUUACCCCUACCUGCUGGCCAUCCACCAGCGCACACACACAGGCGAGAAGCCCUACAGCUGUCCGAGCUGCAGCCUCCGUUUCGCCUACAGCUCCCUGCUGGCCAUCCACAGGCGCACGCAUACAGGCAAGAAGCCCUACCCCUGUCCAGACUGUGGCCGCCAGUUCACCUACUCCUCUCUCCUCCUCAGUCACCAGCACAUUCACUCCGACAACCGGCCCUUCCCCUGCCCACAGUGUGGAAAGGGCUUUAAGCGCAAGUAUGCCUUGGAAGCCCACCAGCAGAUCCAUCGCUCUGGCAAGAGGCCGAGGUGGCAGCGGCCUGCGGUAGGGCUCUCGGAGCCAGUCCUUGUUUUGGGAGGCCAGGAUCCCCCAGUUCAUUUCCGGUGCUUUCCAGAUAUAUUUCAAGAAUGUGGGUGAUGGAGCUCGCAAGAGAUGACCUGUUUUCUUUGGAAGGGAAAAGGCAAAGUUGAUGUAUUUGGGGGGAUAAGGAAUGGAUGGAAAGGAAGUAAGCAUUUAAGGAAGACAAAGCUCUGAGUUAAGGGAGAACAGAGCUGGUCCUUCGGGAGGAGGAGGGAAUCUGAAAGGUCACCUGAAGGCUGAACCCAUCUUCUGAGGCUCUCGCUCCCAAUCCAAGUCCCACUUGAUGUUUCUUCGCAGGAAAUCAUUCACCUACCUGGCUUUUCUCCCUGGACUGCUCUCUCCCUCAGAGGAUUCUGCUUUCUGGUCUGUCUCUCCUGUUCCUCAGAGAUGGGGCCCCU
Molecule: messenger RNA, 2041 nt
Organism: Mustela lutreola (European mink)
Lineage: Eukaryota; Metazoa; Chordata; Mammalia; Carnivora; Mustelidae
Gene: ZNF785
Product: zinc finger protein 785
Exons: 1
Coding region: 744-1700 (318 amino acids)
Biological process (GO): regulation of transcription by RNA polymerase II
Molecular function (GO): DNA-binding transcription factor activity; RNA polymerase II cis-regulatory region sequence-specific DNA binding
Source: RefSeq, a predicted model, not a curated record